AUGGCAUCAUCAACUCGUAAGAAAAUUGCAUCAUCUAAUAAUAAAACUCCAAAUGAUGAUCCUUUAUCUGCUUUUACACCUAUCAAGCCUCGAUUGGUUGCAUCUCACUUCAAACCAUUAAAUCUGCUUCAGCUUGGAGAAAUGUUAUAUAAAACAAUGCAAUACGUCAAAGGUACAUAUGAGAAAGCAAUUUCUGCCAAUGAAGUUGUAGUUCGCACUGAAAAUAUUAUUAAUGAGUUUAUAAUAGAAUAUAAAAUGUCUGAAGAAAGAAAUAAUGUCAACAAUAAUAAUGAAGUUAUUAAAGGAUUUGUAAAAAAAAAUAGCCUGGUAUAUCAUAAUAGUAUGCAAGAAGCUAUUUAUACAGCUCUAAUUAUCGAGCAUCCAAAUAAGAUUAAAAAAAUUGAAAAUAUUAAAGGUGUAUGGCCUAAAUAUUGGUCUGAAGUAUUACAAUCAACGGUUCAUUAUGAAUUUCAUAUUAAACGUGCAAGCUAUGUUCAAAAUAUUAAAGAUACCAUAAUGAAUAUUUUCAGAAAGGCAUUUAUAGGAGCUUAUCCGUGUUAUAAAGAAACAUCAACUGAAGUUUUAGAGUGA
Funneliformis mosseae is the source of this 591-nucleotide messenger RNA. The record is from the annotation of a GenBank genome assembly. NCBI's taxonomy places the organism in Eukaryota, Fungi, Glomeromycota, Glomeromycetes, Glomerales, Glomeraceae.